Molecule: messenger RNA, 1127 nt
Organism: Exophiala oligosperma
Lineage: Eukaryota; Fungi; Ascomycota; Eurotiomycetes; Chaetothyriales; Herpotrichiellaceae
Exons: 1
Coding region: 224-802 (192 amino acids)
Source: RefSeq, a predicted model, not a curated record
CAACACCACAAUUCACCUCACCACCUACCUACCUUGACUGUACAGCUACAUAACAACACUACACUUCUACAGCGCUUGAGAUUACACGCUACUCGACCUCUCUCCUCUCUCGCCAACAUUUUUGUAUUCUUCCACAUUGUAUAGUCCAACCUCAACCGGCUUCGCAAACUUCAAAUCCGACCGUCAAACGUCGACGUCGACGCCUUCGACCUUUGCGCCAACCAUGAGCUCCUCUCGGAAAUCCAAUCCGAACAACGCCCUCAAGCGGCUCACGCACGAGCUCUCCUCUCUGCAGACCGAGCCCUGCGACGCCGUCCUGCACUUGGGCCCCUCGACCGACUCCGACCUCUUCCAGUGGGAAGCCGUGCUCAAGGGUCCCAAGGACCACGCCUCGCCCUACGCCAACGGUCUGUGGCUCCUGACCAUCUCGAUCCCGCCAAAUUACCCUCUCGCCCCGCCGAAGGUCCACUUCGUCACCCCGAUAUGCCACCCGAACGUGCACUUCCAGACCGGCGAGAUCUGUCUGACCCUGCUGUCCGGCGAGCACUGGUCGCCGACGUACACCCUCGCGACGACCAUGGGUGCCAUCCAGCAACUCCUCACCUCCCCCGGACUGGACAGUCCGCUGAACGUGGACAUUGCGAACCUGUACCGUGAAAACGACGCCGUCGGUGCCGAGAGCCUUGUGCGGUUCUGGACCGGCGAGAAGAGGUGGGCAGGCGAAGGAAAGGCCGGGUGGAUCACGGAGAGGAAACCUGGAUCAGGAGGGUAUUUGGGUGAAGAAAACAACACUCCCUCCUGAACGUGUUCGCGCUUGUGAUUGCAACUGUCAUUUGUGAUUACAAUGCUACAAACUUGAUAUUUGGCAAAUUGGAAGCGAAGGCGAUGGUCUGGCGUAUUUGUUAUUGAGACAAACGUACGAGCACUUCUACUGCAAAAGGGACGGGCCUGGGUUUUCUCGUUAUGUAUAUUGGGCAUUCAUAACAUGCGUUGUUGGAACGACCUCUAUCUCGCUUUCUUCAUCUUUCCAUUCCAUCAGCAACAGACGAGUUUGUGGAGUACGAGGUGGGUGAGGCCUCUUAGGAAGUAGACUUCUCUCGUGCUUGUUUCCGUGCAUAGGAAUUCCG